GGGAGUUGAGGAAGGGGAGGAGGGUUCACUCCAAGCUGCCUGCUGUCACAGAUAGAGGGAGUUAAUCAUUGGUGGAGCCUGGACAGAAUCCCAGGCAGGUAGACGUCAGUCCAACUUCUGCAAGGACGCAUGAGGGUUGCUGAAGCAGGACAUGGACACACCACAGAAGGACAAAAGCAGUGGCAUGGACACACCACAGAAGGACAAAAGCAGUGGCAUGGACACACCACAGAAGGACAAAAGCAGUGACAUGGACACACCACAGAAGGACGAGGCGGCCGAGCAGAGCGCCUCUGACAACCCCCCUGGAAAGCAGCCGGUCACUUCCUGUCUACUGAGCGCCGCCUUCUUUGGUGCCCUGGGAUCUUCUUUCCUUUACGGGUACAACCUCUCCGUGGUCAACGCUCCAGCACUGUACAUUCAACACUUCUACAACCAGACAUGGAUGGAGAGAUACGGCCAGCCUGUUGGAGCAGAAACAUCCACGCUGCUUUGGUCCAUCACCGUCUCCAUAUUCUCUAUUGGCGGCCUUUGUGGAGCUCUCACCGUCUCCUGGCUCAUAAAAAUACUGGGAAGGAAAGGAACCCUCAUGGUGAACAAUGUCUUCGCUGUGACGGCUGCACUGCUUCUGUCCCUGGGAGAGUUGGCCCGCUCUUUUGAAAUGCUCAUCAUUGGCCGCUUCAUUAUCGGAGUGGACUCUGGUAUAGCUCUCAGUGUCCUGCCCAUGUAUCUGGGAGAGAUCUCCCCAAGGUACAUCAGAGGCUUUAUUGGCCAGUUCAACUCCAUCCUCAUCUGUCUGGGAGUGUUUACUGGUCAGGUGUUGGGCCUGCCUGAGCUCCUGGGACAGGAGUCCAGGUGGAAUUACCUCUUCUCCUUCCUGGCGCUGCCUGCAUUGCUGCAACUCUGCGUUAUGCCUUUCCUUCCGGAGAGUCCUCGCUUCUUGCUGAUCGAGAGGAGGGACGAGGCUGCGGCCCAGAGAGCCUUUCAAAGGUUCCUUGGAAAAAAGGAUGUGUCGGUGGAGUUGGAGGAAGUCCAUGCAGAGGCACGAGCUCAGGAAAGUCUCCACACCGUCUCCGCAUGGCAGCUGCUGAAGAAGCGGGCAGUUCGCUGGCAGCUCAUCACCGCCAUGGUCACCAUGGCUUGCUACCAGCUGUGUGGCCUCAACGCUAUCUGGUACUACACUAACGGAAUCCUGCGGGAAGCAGGCUUUGCUGAGAACCUUCUCCCAUACAUAACGCUCAGCACGGGAGCUGUAGAGACUCUGGCAGCUAUCGUCUCUGGUUUAGUCAUAGAACGCAUUGGGAGAAAACCUCUUCUCAUAUUUGGGUUUAGCGCCAUGGCCGUGUUCUUCAGCCUGCUCACGCUCUUCCUCAAUUUCCAGGACAGUGUGUCAUGGAUGCCAUACCUCAGCUUCGCCUGCAUACUGGCUGUUAUUGCUUCCUUCUGCUCGGGGCCAGGAGGCAUCCCCUUCAUCCUGACGGGUGAACUGUUUGAGCAAGCCUACAGGCCUGCUGCCUUCAUGAUCGCAGGAACUAUCAACUGGCUGGCCAACUUUGCAGUGGGUCUCUUGUUUCCCUUCAUACAGGGCUUGAAUUGAACCGCGGCAUUUUCCGCCACCGCCCUUGUGACUUGCCG
Messenger RNA from Entelurus aequoreus (snake pipefish), 1635 nucleotides. It is a transcript of the gene slc2a9l2, whose product is annotated as solute carrier family 2 member 9, like 2. Gene Ontology annotation, cellular component: membrane. Gene Ontology annotation, molecular function: hexose transmembrane transporter activity. The record is from RefSeq and is a predicted model, not a curated record. Gene Ontology annotation, biological process: monosaccharide transmembrane transport. The transcript has 13 exons. The coding region runs from base 152 to 1597 and encodes 481 amino acids. Lineage: Eukaryota; Metazoa; Chordata; Actinopteri; Syngnathiformes; Syngnathidae.